Molecule: messenger RNA, 441 nt
Organism: Brenthis ino (lesser marbled fritillary)
Lineage: Eukaryota; Metazoa; Arthropoda; Insecta; Lepidoptera; Nymphalidae
Source: the annotation of a GenBank genome assembly
AUGCUAAAUGAAGUGUUCGUGACGAUAACAUGCACAAUGGAUUACAACGACACUCUCAAUAUUUCGGAACCCUACAAGCCGUACUAUGAGCGACCAGAAACUUACAUUGUACCAUUGAUAUUCGCCAUGAUCUUCAUUAUUGGGGUGGUGGGUAAUGGUACUUUAGUUGCGGUUUUUGUGAGGCACAAGGCAAUGAGAAACGUACCAAAUACAUAUAUCCUGUCGCUAGCACUCGCAGAUCUUCUGGUAAUCGUCACAUGCGUUCCAUUCACAUCGCUUGUAUAUACAUUGGAAUCUUGGCCGUGGGGUGUCACUGUAUGCAGAGUGUCUGAAGCGGCUAAAGACGUCAGUAUAGGCGUUUCAGUGUUCACUCUCACGGCGUUAUCAGCAGAUCGGUACUUUGCCAUCGUCGACCCGUUGAGAAAACUCCAUGCUACAGGU